AUGACCACGGUGUCCUACUGUGCGGAACGGCCGGGGGGGGGGGGGGGGGGGGGGAGAGUAGGCGCUGUCGAGUCCCCCCCAUGGAGAUCGAUCUCGCUCCGGCUGCGACAGACACUUGGGGUAUCAUGCAAGGGAGUGGGUAUUGACCGUGAGCAACACACGCUUCGGUCGCCCAAAGCACGGAACGACUCUUGGUUGGUACCGUUUCGGUUUCCAUUCUAUCACACAAGACCUACUGCCCGUCUGCCUCUCGGGGUGGUAAACUCGUUCACCAUGCAAGAACUUACUUUGACCGGAGCAACUCUACUUUCCAAUCACGACGGACCCGGUAGUCCGGCAGUCGAUCCCUUGUUCCUGCACAACCACACCGGCCCGACCACGUCGUCGGCGGACGACGUGGAAUCGACAACGACAACGACGCGUCUUCCCGUUGGCGCACACCAUCGUGACGGGGCGGCGCACGAUCACGACCACUGCGGCUGCGGCACUGCGCCAGCCCGACCCUCGGUACAACUCCAAGUGCCGGUGACCGAACUCGUCGCCCAGGAACCGCCACAGAUACGCAAGGCCCUCCAAACGAUACUCCGCAUGGGAACCUACGAACUCUUUGCCGAAGUACUACAAGCGUGGCAACAAACCAACACUGACACUCAACAGCAUCACUACAACAACACUACCGCGACGUUGACGAACCAGCCACCCGUGAUUGCCAGUACGCCCGUGUCCGACGAACUCGUGGUACUCAAUGAAGAAGGACACGGUCUCGUGCAUUGGGCGUCCAAACGCACCGAAGACGUUCGUUUUCUAACACUCCUCCUCGAGCACGUGGCCAACGGCAAAGAUCCCACUCUCGUUCCCAACCUUGUGACCCAACCCACUCGAGACGCCACGCACAUGACUCCCUUGCACUGGGCCUGUACGGAACCGCACGCCUUGCCCGUCAUUCGCCGUCUAUUGAACGCAUUCACACUCAAGACCCCCUCAUACGCCCCGGAACGAUUGCUCGAAGCACGCGAUUCCACCGGAUGCACCCCUCUACUCAUCGCCGCACAGUACGGACAAGUCGAAACCGUAGCCUACCUCAUCCAAAAGGGAGCCAACAAAGCGGCCAAGGACGAUUCCCACGAUACCGCCACACACUGGGCCGCCUAUAAGGGUAGUCCCACCGUACUCGGCUUGCUAUUGUACUACGACGUCCGACCCUUGACCGCACCAGACGUAUACGGACAAACACCCCUGCAUUUAGCCGCGCUCCGGGGUCACGCAUCCGCCUGUCGCUACAUGAUCCACCGAUUGCCCUCCAAAGACGAAGCCCGUCGGUUGCUGACCAUGACGGACAAGAACGGGAGAACCGCCGAGGCGUUGGCCGCGCACAAACAAAAGGACGCCGUCGUAGCCGUCUUGCAGUCUUGUCAGAAUCGACUCGCCCCACCGCGACAACGCUUCCGACAAGUGCUGGCCUGGAAGUCCCCGUCGUUUUGGAUGCGGACGCUACCGCUGGCGUGCUGGCAAUGCACGAAAACGAUUGUCUCGGUACAAGCUUGGCAGUCUUGGUUAGGAAUAGGCUCGUCGGUCGCCGAUGACGACUCGCCCGUUUUGCCGUAUUAUUACGUUCUCUCGAACUAUUGCGUCAACGUAUUUUUCUACGGUGCGGUUCUCCUACCCCUCGGCAACGUUGAGAAAGGUUUGCUUUGGGAUUGCAUGACUUUGCAUAUCUGGAACGUACUCUGCUCUGUGGCGUCCUUUUACUGCUUGGUGAGAACCCAAACGACGGAUCCCGGCAAUUUGAACGGAACCGGCACUACUCAAGUCGAUAUUCAACCAUUGCGCCGUUUGUACGAAGUUACGUUGGAAGCCUACGCGCACGACGAUGAUGAUGGUCCCAACCAUGCCGUAGCUGCUUCACAGGUUCAACUCUGUCACUCCUGUCACAUUGCUCGCCCACCGCGAUCCAAGCACGACCGGUUUACCAAAACUUGCGUAUUGCAGUUUGAUCAUCACUGUCCAUUUGUGGGGGCAACGAUUGGGUUGUACAACUACAAGUGGUUCUACCUGAUGCUUUUGUUCAUGACGUUAUACUUUCUUGGCUUUUCCAUUGCCUUGGGAAUGUACUUUGUCCGGUCUUUACGGGUCCCUUUGUGGCAAGUUGUGCUGGGCUUGUACUUGGCUGCGCACGUCUUUAUGACGGCGGGUAUGUGGUUCUACCAUACACAAUUGCUGUUGGGGAACUUGACGACCAACGAGCAUUUGAACUUGCGCAAGUAUCCGUACUUGUGGGAAACCCGGGCCUACGUCAGUGGUAAGACGAAAACGGUGUACCGUAAUCCGUGGAACAUUUCCUGGUGGCACAACAUUCAGGAUCGGUUUCAUCCGAGUGCGGCAUCGUAUACGGUACCGGAAUCGCACGAGACGGUUCGACAAUCACAAGCCUUGCUAUCCACCGUGACGUCGUCGUCGUCAUCAUCCUCCACAGCGACGCCGACCCCAUUGCGCCACGUUCCUACACAAGAAGCUGUCUAAGUUAUUGGAUUGCGUAUGUAGUUACAUUAAGGAUUGUCGAUCCGUUCACAGUC
This is a messenger RNA of Phaeodactylum tricornutum CCAP 1055/1, 2573 nucleotides long. RefSeq lists its product with no specific name. Gene Ontology annotation, molecular function: palmitoyltransferase activity; protein binding. The record is from RefSeq and is a predicted model, not a curated record. NCBI's taxonomy places the organism in Eukaryota, Bacillariophyta, Bacillariophyceae, Surirellales, Neidiaceae. The transcript is spliced from 3 exons. Gene Ontology annotation, cellular component: Golgi membrane. Bases 1 to 2520 code for a protein of 839 amino acids. Gene Ontology annotation, biological process: protein palmitoylation.